AUGGCAGAUUCCACAACAAUUCAACGUGUGGAAGACUUGGUGGCCCAGGCACGAGCAUGCAUCGAGCAACGCCAACUCUCAAAAGCAACCCAGCUAGCCAAGGAAGCAGCAUCUCUAGCACCCACAAACCAAAACGUUCAAGCCUUGGUUCAAUCUCUAUCGAAUCAAGACUCGAAUGGAAGUCAAAUUCUCACUCUGGUCAAAAACUACGUGGAACGCGGAGAAACAAAAGAUGCUCAAGAAGCUGUCGACCUCCUGAAGCAACAUACAGCCAUACCAACGGACCACAUUAACGAUGUCGCUCACUUACUGUUCGAUCACGAAGGAAAGCCUACAGAGAUUAGAGACCAACUGACUGGAGCCUUCGUCAUCAAUUCCGCCGCAGCACGCAGACAACUUGCCAGCAGAAUACAGGUUGGCACAGAAGCGACCCGAUACUUUCGUCUACUCUGGAAGCGCGGCGAGCACAGCUUUAACAGUAUCUUACCGGUUCUCUUGGACGCGGACGCAUGGCCCAAUGCAGAAGUCCAAACACAGGCCAAGCGUGACGCUUUCCUGCUUGCUCUGGGCAAACUUCUGGAUCCAGCUUUGGAGCAUGGCGAGUGGAGCAUGACAUUGAUCGCCAGGUUACUCACUAGCAAUGCGCAUGAUAUGGCUGGACUCAUCGACCGCGACACCUUUGAGAUUGUGCUUGCACAGCUGGAUAUUCGUCUCGAUGCUAGAAUCAGGGCACAGGCGACCUUGGCCGUUGCGAAGUUGCUCGAGGAAACGCGCGAGGAGGGUGAAGCUACAUUCACGGAUUAUGUUACCAGUACUGUGUCCAAAGGUCACAAUGAUGAGCUGAUUGUGGCUUUCUCAGUAGCAGCUUCGGUGUUUCCAUUGGUGCCAAAGACUGUGGCUAAGCUGUUCCUCACUCCUGGAUUUCUGGAAGGUUUGGUACCUGUUCUGGAGAGGAACUCCAUGGGACAGAGAAAAUCACAUCGUCUCGAGCAGGCAGCCAUGGAGUUGAUGAGUGCAGCAUGUGUAGACAAGGCAUGUAGAGAGAGCAUCGCUAAGAUUGCGUAUGACUGGCUUGACGAUGUAGCACACACCAGCACGGAAGCGGAAGCCGCGAGUAUGGCUGCAUUGGUGCUUGCGAAGAUUCCACCAAAGCCCGAGUCCGAGGGUUCGUCGGUAACACAUGCAGACGACCUCUCGUCCCUUCUCGUGAACCUCACAUUGAAUGCCAGUAGCCCUGCAGAGCAACAGAGUUCGAUAGAGGGUCUCGCAUACACUUCGCUCCAACCGAAGAUCAAAGCCGAAAUUGUGUCGAAUACUGCUCUACUCAACAAGCUCGUCGAACGACUCAGAUCCACAACAACAGCCGACCCAUGUACCUUUGGCAUUCUGACAAUCUUCUCUAAUCUAGUCUCGUACCGUCCAGCACAAAGCGAAGAGCAGCAGAAGAUGUCCCAACUAAAGAACUACGCCGAAGCCAAAAAGCCCGAUGAGAAAGACUCUCUAGACGACGAUGAGCACGUGACAGCACGCUGCAAGACAGUGCUAGAUGCUGAUCUCGUGCCCGUCCUCGUAGCAGCGGCUAGAAGCCACUACACAGUAACCAUCCUCGGCAUAUCAUCGAAAAUCUUGCACGCCCUCGCACGCGAGCAGAAGCACCGCGGUAAGCUCGCUCAACAAGGUGCCGUCAAACUGCUUCUCCAAACCAUCGAUCGCCUCCAAACACCCACUGGACCUUCCUCAUCUUCCAACUCCGCAGAAGCGACCAUUCAUCUAGCAGCACACGCACUAGCCCGCAUCCUCAUAUCGGUGAACCCUCACCACGUCUUCAGCAGAGCAAUGCCCGCGAUCUCCGCCCUACGACCCUUGACUCUGCUGCUCACCCCCGACACCAGCGCAGAAACUAGAGAUCUCCUACCCGUCUUCGAAUCCCUACUGGCUCUCACAAACCUCGCCUCCCUAGACGACGAAAGCGUCAAAGACGCACUCCUCCGCAACGCCUGGGAUCCCACUCAAGACCUGCUUCUCUCCACAAACAAACUAGUGCAACGCGCUUCUGUAGAGCUCGUCUGCAAUCUCAUGGCUUCUCCCGCCGGCGUCGCAAAGUACGCUGAUGGCUCACCGGCGGCAAGUCAACGCUUACACGUCCUUCUCGCGCUCGCAGAUGCCGAAGACCACGCUACUCGAUGCGCGGCAGGCGGUGCAUUGGCUAUGCUGACCGAAUGGGAUCAAGCUGCCAAAGCAGUGCUUGAACAUCAACGUGGCGUACGCAUUCUCUUGGAUCUAUGCACUGAUGAUGCAGAUGAUGUCAAACAUCGGGGUUUGGUGUGUAUACUCAAUCUGGUGUCUGCACCUGGAGAUAUCGGUGAAAAGGGCUUGGAGAAGGUUGUGCAGGAAGAUGGAGUGGAGGAGAUCAAGAAGGGAUUGAGGGAGUGUAGGCAGCCGGAUGUCAUGGCUGUUGGUGUGGAGGUGCUCAAGGCCGUUAUGGCUAAAGAGGGGACGAAGGGGAAAGCUAUUACGCAGGGUUAG
Molecule: messenger RNA, 2526 nt
Organism: Aureobasidium namibiae CBS 147.97
Lineage: Eukaryota; Fungi; Ascomycota; Dothideomycetes; Dothideales; Saccotheciaceae
Product: ARM repeat-containing protein
Exons: 3
Coding region: 1-2526 (841 amino acids)
Source: RefSeq, a predicted model, not a curated record